Phacochoerus africanus (Common warthog) is the source of this 4721-nucleotide messenger RNA. It is a transcript of the gene EEIG1, whose product is annotated as estrogen-induced osteoclastogenesis regulator 1. The transcript is spliced from 11 exons. Bases 902 to 2059 code for a protein of 385 amino acids. Lineage: Eukaryota; Metazoa; Chordata; Mammalia; Artiodactyla; Suidae. The record is from RefSeq and is a predicted model, not a curated record.
CGGAGCGGCGCCCUGGAGCGGCGCCGCGCAGCGUCCGGCUCGGGCGGCGGCGUUGGGAGCGCGGGCGGCGGCGUUGGGAGCGCGGGCGGCGGCGCUGCAGCUCGCGGGGUGCUCGGCAGAGGCGGCGGGUGAAGCGGGCGCCACCCGCCGGCCGGAAGGGCGCCUCAGCUUCACCGGGGCCCGCGGCGCGGGACCCAGGACCGAGAAGGAGGCGGCGCCCCUGCUGCCAGGAGCCCGGCCCGGUGCCCGCUGGGAGGGGGCCGCGGCCGCACGUUCCCGGCCCGGAGCGUUCCCGACGCGACUCCCGGCGAGGCCCUCCGAGCUCCCAUCCGCCCCCUGGGGCUGCCCUCAGCCUCCCCCGACUCACCUGCGCGGGCUGCCUGGCACCCAGGUGCGGGGGCGUGGGCUUGGCGUGGGCGCCUCCCCAGACCGCCAGCGGGGCGGGGGCGGGGCCGCCCUCGGCCUCACCGGGCGGCCCGUCGCCUUCAGUCUCACCGGUCCGCCCGCCGCGCCCGGUCGCGCGGCGUGAGCUCCCCCGGGACCGCGGCUCGGGAUGCUGUCCCCCAGCUCGGCCCCUCGCGCGCCGCUCGCCAUCCCUGCCCUUGACUCCUGGGCCAUGCCCCAGUGUUUACAUGCCGGUGAAGCCCCCGGCCACUCCGAACCUCUCCGAGCCCCAGCUCCCCGAGGGUGAAGCCAUCCGGCCUGCGAACUGGACUGGUCCUUCAGACCUGGGUCCUCUGGACUCGGAUCUCCAUCCGCUCUGCCGCCUCAGCCACCAUCUGGGCAGGAUCCGGCUCUGGUGUUUUGAGGAGGGGGUGUGGUGUAGGGAAAGGAAUCCUGGGGAUUUCUGGCUCCCUCCCUUUUUUUGGCCUUCGGGGCUUCAGACUCAGGGAACUCGCUAAUGGCUUUCUUGAUGAAAAAGAAGAAAUUCAAAUUCCAAACCACUUUCACGCUGGAGGAGCUGACGGCGGUCCCCUUCGUGAACGGGGUCCUCUUCUGCAAGGUCCGGCUGCUGGAUGGCGGGGAUUUUGUCAGCUUGUCGUCAAGGGAGGAGGUGCAGGAGAACUGUGUGCGGUGGCGGAAGAGGUUCACCUUCGUGUGUAAGAUGAGCGCCAACCCGGCCACCGGCCUGCUGGACCCCUGCGUCUUCCGGGUGUCAGUGCGCAAGGAGCUGAAAGGCGGGAAGGCUUAUUCCAAGCUGGGCUUUGCUGACUUGAACUUGGCCGAGUUUGCAGGCUCGGGCUCCACCGUGCGCUGCUGCCUGCUGGAGGGGUAUGACACGAAGAACACCCGACAGGACAACUCCAUCCUCAAGGUCACCAUUGGCAUGUUCCUGCUCUCUGGAGAUCCCUGCUUCAAGACGCCACCGUCCACUGCCAAGUCCAUCUCCAUCCCAGGCCAAGAUUCCUCCCUGCAGCUGACAUGCAAGGGUGGUGGGACAGGCAGCAGCGGCAGCAGCAGCACCAACUCCCUGACAGGGUCCCGGCCCUCCAAGGCCCGGCCCACCAUCCUCAGUUCAGGGGUGCCAGAGGAGCCGGACCAGAACCUCUCCAGCCCCGAGGAGGUGUUCCACUCCGGCCACUCCCGCAACUCCAGCUACGCCAGCCAGCAGUCCAAGAUCUCCGGCUACAGCACGGAGCACUCGCGCUCCUCCAGCCUCUCGGACCUGACGCACCGCCGCAACACGUCCACCAGCAGCAGCGCCUCGGGCGGCCUAAGCAUGGCCGUGGAGGGCCCCGAGGGCGGCGAGCGCGAGCACCGGCCUCCCGAGAAGCCGCCGCGGCCCCCCCGGCCCCCGCACCUGUCUGACCGCUCCUUUCGGAGGAAGAAGGACUCGGUGGAGAGCCACCCGACCUGGGUGCAUGACACCCGGAUCGAUGCUGACGACAUCGUGGAGAAGAUCGUGCAGAGCCAAGACUUCACUGAUGGCAGCAAUGCUGAGGACAGCAACCUCCGGCUGUUCGUGAGCCGCGAUGGCUCCACUACCCUGAGUGGCAUCCAGCUGGCCAACAGGGUCUCUUCUGGGGUCUACGAGCCAGUCGUGAUUGAAAGCCAUUGAGGAGCUGGUGUCCAGACUGGAGAAGGGCCCUGCCUUCGACGGGUGUCCAGACCCGACCCACGUCAUUCCACAAGGGGCCUUCCCCUUCAGGUCACCAUCCGUGCUGCAUCUCAUCUGUGCCUCCUCCGUGCUCUCCAGCCCCAAAGCAUCAUUCCGUUGUCCUCUCACCCAUGAUGGGACCCUCCUGGCCCCCCAGGGCCCUGGGCACCACUGUGAAUAUUCUCCCCUGAACCACUAGAGGGCAGGACACAUGGGCCCGGGAAGCAGGUGGGCCAGAUAAACACGGCGGUUGCGGCAGGGAUGGCCCCGCUGGGACCCACCUGGCCCCUCGGCGAGGACAUGUGGCAGCACCCUUGCAAGCAAGGAUGCUUGUGCCCAAGGGGCCUCUUGUCCUAUGUCCCUGCUCACUCCAGGAGCGCCGGCUCAGCCAUGCCCUGGCAGGGCCUUGCUCCAUUGCCCCCUUGUGUUUGGAGGGGCCAGUCCACAUCCAGAAUCCUGCCACCAUGGCCCUCUGACUGCUUAGUGCUUCAGCUGUCCCUUCCCUUGUGUCCCAGGAGACCUGCUGGCAGCUUCCUCCUGGGAACCAAGACCUCAAACCCCACCCACACUCCAGAUUGAGACCCCACCUCGCCCUGCAACGAAUGUUCUCCUGCUGCCCCGGCAGCCUGCACUUUGCACACGCUUGUCUCCAGCACAGCCCCCAGCCCCUCGCCUGCCUUCCUCUGAGCCCUUCCCAAAGAUUCCUGGGUGCUGCCUGCUGUGCAGUCAGUGGCCCAGUUCUAGCAGCCCGGCUGGCACGUGGCACUGCCUGCCCCCUCUCUGGUUAGCUCCAGCUCAGCCCUGAGCCCCAUGCUGAGAAAUGUCUGAGUGUGGUCGGUGGGUCCCCUCUGCCCGGGGCUGGGUCCUGAGCAGCUGGCUUCUGGUAGGAAGCCGGGCAAGGUGCCUCCCCAACCCUUGGAGGUCAGCAGCCUGGCUGGGCUGGGCUGGGCAGGCCAAGUGCCCCUUCUCUCCCCUCAGGGUCAGCUGGCCCAGGCAGGGGCUAUGCUGGAGAGGCAGGUGGGCUGUGACUGGACUGGCUGGGAGCUGGCUUCCUGGCCAGGAGAGCCUCAGCCAUCCUCUGAAAGCAUCCCCUCUCUGGGCAAGGGAGAGGUGGGGUCCUCCCACCAAAUCCUCUACUCUCGGCCCCGCCCCCCACCUCAUCCUCGUUCAUUUGCUUGAAGGUGGGUUCCGGCUGCCAGCCAGUUCCCGGACAGACUCCCCUGCCACUCUUCAACCUCACUUAUUUUGCGUAAACCCAGCAGGCUGGCGUUUACUUAGCCCAAUACUUUUUCCCUUUUCUUUCCUCUUUUUUUUUUUUCCCUUCCUUCCAUUCUUUUCUUUUUUUUAGAGUUCACUGUUUGGUAUUUUCUCCUCCCCCAGGCGAGGGAGUGGUUCUGUUCUCUCCCUACCCACUGGCUGGGUCCCAGCAGGGCUGGGGAGCUGGGUGGGGUGCCGGUGGGGGUGGAGGGACCCUCCCCAGGCUGGGAGGGGUCCUUGCCCUUCUGCCCCACUGGCAAGAAUUAGAGUCUCGGUCUUGGAACCUCCUGGCAUUGGGACCAGAGCAUGUCUAGGAUUUUUGUUGUCGUUUUUAAUUACCUAACGCUUUUAGAAAGUGAAUGUUAGAAGGUGCCUCCUGAGAUAGGACGGAGCAUUUGCUCUGGCUGGAGAAGGCUCUGGUCAGCUCGGCCAGUCCCUUCCUGCCCCACAGACACCUGGCACUUUACAAGAGGGUUGGCCGCACCAGUUGCAGUGAGCCCCUGAAGAUGGGGACCGCUGCCUUCCCUUCUGUGCCUGUAUGACCUCAACCCCGUGGGGAGAUGCAUUCAGGGUGUAUUUGAGGUCUGAUUCAAAGUUCUGGGGCAUUGGGCAUGAGAGAGCUGGCUUCGAUGCUGUUGGGGAGAAUUCCCCAAACCAGGCAGCCCAGCUACACGGUAGCUGAGGUCUGAACAGUCAUCCCAGAAGGAGACAGAGCCUGCCACAUCCUCCCACGCCAGGCCCUGGGCCGGGGUAAUUGGACUAACAGAAUUUGGCCACAACCAAAUUGAUGCUGGCGGAGCCGGAGGCCUGGCGCCCCGGCCUCAUCCCCACGUGGGAGUCCUUUCUUCGGCCCUCUGGUCCCCUCGAGCUCAGUGAAUCCCCACUCGUGCCCACAGCUUCGGACUUAAAAUCCUAUAUAGAGAGAGAGAUAGAAAGAAUAUAUUAGAGAUAUUUUUGGAAAGGAAUUGGUCUAUGCAAUGCUAGUUUGGAAUCUUCUUGAAAGCCAGUUUAACGUUUUUACUAGGAGAGUUAAAGAAAAGACAUAAAGAUCUACAAUAUUUUUAGGGUUCCCCCCCCCGGUCACCCUACAAACAGCACAUGGCAUGACCUGCCAGGAUGGAGAAUGACCAUGGUUUCCUCUCCUCAGAGGGGUGAGCGGGGAAGUGGGGGGAGGGGAGGGUUUUUUGGGUUUUUUUUUAAUGCCCCUCUUAACAGAAUGUUGCCACCCCGACCCCGACUUAGUGGGCUGUGUUUGUAUCUCUGUCCCAACUCCUGUUGUAGAAAAUAACAUUGUAAGGGGGAAAUCAGCCUAGUGUCAGUGUCUUGGUUUGGGGGGAAAAUUAAAUGUUGCAGUUUUUGUUUGUUA